AUGUUUAUAUCUACAUACGUGCACGCAGCUGCCCCUGUCAGUUUCGUGGACUUGCUUCUUGCUGAGUGUGGGCAGAUGAGUGUGUCGUCCAUCGUUGAUGCCAUUGGAGGGGAAGUGGCGCUUCAGAGUGCGAAGAAGAUUGGCGAGGGUUCGUUCGCUGAAGUGUUCUUGUGCGACUAUAAAG
This is a messenger RNA of Sphaeroforma arctica JP610, 184 nucleotides long. RefSeq lists its product as hypothetical. The record is from RefSeq and is a predicted model, not a curated record. The annotation marks the transcript as partial. Lineage: Eukaryota; Ichthyosporea; Ichthyophonida. The transcript has a single exon.